CCCGAACAUAUUAAUGAGGGCAAUGUAUAAGUAUGCCCCAAUCCCUUCAGAUAUUCAAGAGGCAUCGAAUUCCCUUUUAGUUCUCCCCCACCUACAACAAAGGCCCAGUGGAGGUAUGGCUACCGUUACCGCUCGAGACAUUGACCUUCAUUCGGCACAGAUUUCUGGUGGUGUGCACAUAAGACAGGCACAUUCGACGGACUCUUCUUCCGACAUCUCGGCAACAAAUAUCGCUGAGAAGGUUUCCGGAAAGGCUAUCAAGGAUUCUGUAUCCGAAGUAUAUGCUUCCGCACCUCCUCUUGGAGUUCCUGGAAAAGAAAAGCGUUUCUGGUUUCAACGCGACAAAACUUAUGAACCCAAUGCCAUCGCAACCCAGCCUUCUGUAUUCGAUGAUCCUCUAACCGUAAAGGAAUAUUGGCCUCCUUCAACAUGGGAAAAUAUACAUCGCUUUGACCCCCUUGCUCGGUGGACUUGGGGCGAAGAGCAUAAGUUGAUUCGAAAGAUUGAUUUGAAGAUUACGGUAAGCCCGACGCCUUAGCCGAAUACACCAUGUAUGGAGAGUACUCUCUUACGUAUACAGGUUUGGGCAUGUGUUAUGUUCAUGGCUCUUGAACUUGAUCGCGCAAACAUCAACCAAGCCUUGACAGAUAACUUCUUGAAGGAUCUUCAUAUGAAUACAAAUGGUAUGCAGCAUCACUUUGUUCUGCUUUUCAUUUACUGUGAGAUAGAAACAGAAUUUGACCUGGGGUAUUGUAGAUUACAACUUAGGAAACACAGUCUUCAAGCUGGCGUUCUUGUGCUCUGAAUUACCAUCUCAGCUUGUGUCAAAAUGGGUAAGUGGGCUCGUUUUCGUCUCUUCUUUCAUUAAACCAACUUUUCUCUCGUUCUCGGUUUUCGCUCCAGAGAGUCAACGUAUUCGUCAAAGGGGUAGAAGAUAUUCACGUUGGGAGCCACUGUCUAUUGUGUGUUGUUUGACGCAUUCGGAAUGAGUAGAGCGAUGCAAAGCAGUGGGUACUUUGUUAACCCUACUUGUUUGGGACUUAACAGGUUAUCCUAUCUAGCCGAUGCACUUCAACUGUAUCAGGGCUACAUAAAAAUCCACUAUAAGAGCCUUCUUAAGUCCUCAUUUAGAGCUUUCUCAUGUAAAGAAAGGAUAAGUUGCCAAACGAGUAGUACUCGCGUAAUUGUGGAUGACAUUUCCACGAUUUACUCAUCUAAGCAUCUCUUUUUCUGAAACUUUUGUUUUGAAACUCUCUCUUUUUCAUCGCAAUUUAAGUGCUCGUCUUGACGUUUUGGCAUCAAGCCCGAAUAAAAAGAACCAACAUAUUGUGUCUCUUUAUGCUAAAAACAAAGUAAGCUGAUUUUCGGUGGUUAUAGGUUGGUCCAGAUCGCUGGAUACCAGCUCAAAUGACUCUCUGGAGCGUUGUCGCUUGCUCCCAAUUCUUUCUGACGGAACGACAAGGCUUCUUGGUUUGUAGAGCGCUCCUUGGUAUACUCCAGGGAGGUUUUAUUCCUGAUGUGAGUUGCCGAGUUGACCCUCUUACUACCCUGCAUCAUCAAUAACUGAGGUUCUAUUCUAGAUUAUCUUGUACCUUUCUUACUUCUACAAACACCAUGAACUCUCAUUACGCUUGGGAUUCUUUUGGACGGCCAUGUCUCUAGCGGAUAUCCUCGCAGCCUUUUUGGCCGUUGGACUCUUAAGUAUGAGAGGGGUACAUGGUUACGCUGGGUGGCGCUGGCUAUUCAUGAUAGAGGUAUGGAGAACUUCUCGUUUAUUUUUGAAAGGGGAUAUUGAAAUCGAUUGACGCAGGGACUGCUGACUUUGGUUCUUGGGAUCGCCGCAUUUGUGCUCAUGCCGGCAAGUCCUACCCAAACUGCAAGUAAACUUCGAGGAAAAAAUGGUUGGUUCACGGAACGGUACGUAUUCAAUCACAACGGUACCAAAUGUUUCAACUAACCCUUGUUGUGCUAUAGCGAGGAAAUCAUCAUCGUCAACCGGGUCAUUCGAGAGGACCCAAGCAAGUCAGAAAUGCACAACCGACAACCAAUUACCCCCAAAUUACUAUUUAAAGGCAUGUAUGAUUAUGAUAUGUGGCCACUCUACAUCCUCGGUCUUAUGUUCCAGCUUCCUGAAUCGACCCCCCAACAGUAUAUGACCCUGACACUAAGAGGAUUGGGAUUCGAUACUUUCAAAUCAAAUCUUUUAGUCAUUCCAUAUACAGUGAUGAAAACGAUAAGUAAGUGUAGUUGGCCCUCGGUAUCCACUCUAUCACUGUUUCGAGCGAAAUAAGCCGGCGUAGCAAGAGAGUCUCCAAAUUGUGCGAACAAUGGGGGUAGAAACGAUAUAAGUCAUGAUUUGAUAAUAUGAAAAUAAGCAAAGGCUAACCUUAACCCUUGUAGCUAUGAUGGCAAUGACAUAUGGAGCUGAAAUCUUUGGGGAACUAAGCUUCAUAGCUAGCAUUGGACAAUUUUGGGUGUUACCCUUCGUGAGCUACCUCUAUGCCCAAGACAUCAACCAAAUUGAUAAAUGGGACGCUUUCGGAGUCAUGACAGCUUUUCUGAGUUAUCCAUCUGGUACACUUCCCCUUGUUCCUCACUGGAGAUGUUAUUAUGCUCACCACAAACUCUCCAGCACAUCCACUUCAAACAGCAUGGACUAGUCGGAAUGCCAACGGUGUCAGUUCCCGCACCAUCUCCGCUGCGUUAUACAAUAUGUUCCAUCAAGCCUCUGGAAUCAUCUCGGCAAAUAUUUAUCGUAAAGAUGAUGCACCUCGAUAUAGAAGGGGGAACAGAGUAUUGCUUUCCCUAUGUGUGGUCAACAUUGGUUUGUAUACGUUUACGAAGGUUUACUACGUUAUGAGGAAUCGAUCGAGAGAGAAGAAGUGGAAUGCGUUAGGCGAGGAAGGACGACUGAAUUAUCUCGCUACGACGAAGGACGAAGGAAAUAAGAGGUUGGAUUUUAGAUUUGCGCACUGAACGAGAAGAUUAGUUGGAGCGUGGAAUGCCGUCGAGGCUACUUGUGAUGAAAUUAAAUGUAUGGCCACGAUCAGCUACAUGUAGGCUUUCACUGUUUUGGCACCCAAGGCGUUGCGGAACUUUGUUGGAUUCAUUAUUUAUUAACUUCCCAAAAUCCUUCUACCGAUGAAGUGACUGAUUAUUUCUCAGUGAAAAUAAUGCAGUAUACUCAUAGUCCACCAAGACGAGUGCCUGCUUCUUGUCUUGUCGUUUGCAACUCCGACAUUGGCCCUCAAAACCCACCUAUCCGUCCAUAUUUCCUUGACUAGAGUGACUUUGAAUGCCGCACCAGUCAUGUUCUUGACAUCUUCCAUCUCCAACCGUCGUAGAGGUAUCAAUACUAUUCCUCAGCGUACGACUAUUGCUUGUCCCGCUAUAAAUCGGCUCCAUUGCGUACGCAUAUCUACCGCGGGGCAUAACCAACACGCUACUACCA
This is a messenger RNA of Hymenoscyphus albidus, 3451 nucleotides long. The record is from the annotation of a GenBank genome assembly. Lineage: Eukaryota; Fungi; Ascomycota; Leotiomycetes; Helotiales; Helotiaceae.